Struthio camelus australis is the source of this 4292-nucleotide messenger RNA. The record is from RefSeq and is a predicted model, not a curated record. Lineage: Eukaryota; Metazoa; Chordata; Aves; Struthioniformes; Struthionidae.
GCGGGCCGGGCCGGGGAGCGGCGCGGGGAGGCGCCUUUCCUCUGCCCCCCGAGCCCUGACCCGCUCUUGUGUUGCCAGCGCGCGCGGAGAGCCGAGAGGGUUCAGGGCUUCGUCCAGAGAACGGUGGCAGAGCGAGACGGCCUGCUCGGGGAACAGGAGGCCCCGCAGAGCCCCGCAGGUUCUAGAGAUACCGUAUCUCCUGGUGCUCGUAAACAUGAAUCCUGUCAGUUACAGAUCAAAAGCUGCUCUGUUCCUGGCACAAAGAAGAAAGCAUCUGCCACAUUUAAACACAAGCCUGAGUUCUUCAAUAACAAAGUUACCUUGUCAGCCGGUUCACCGGCAGAAAGUAUACAGGCUAGCCAGGAAAAUGUCUGCAGUGGAAUUGUUAGGCCUGCUGCUGCGGAGAAAAAAGUCAAAACCUCAAGAGGUAUGAUGAAGCUGAGGAGGAAGAUGAAGACUGUGGUAGCAGAGGAAGGGGAAUCUGUGCAAGAUGCGCUGCUAAUAAGCGCUGAUGAAAAGGUGAAAAAUCAAAUGACGAGUAAAGGGGAACUUGGGUCACCGGUGUUCAGACGAAGCAGUUUCUCAAACACAGAGGAAAACGCUCACAGAUCAUCCAGACCAGCCCUUGUGAGGAGAGAAGGAAACAGUCUAACACCUCCAGAGGUAGAGUUAGGAGUUGUACAAGAAACACUUGAAGACAGUCUCCCUCUAGGAGUGCCAGAGCUAUUUUCAUGUGCUUUGAGGGACAGCAAUGAUGUCCAGCAGCCUGGACCCCCAAGUGCUGUAGCCACGUCUGAUAACCGUGAGCCUGCACAGCUGUGUUUAGAGAACAGUGCAUCUGUUUUGCUUGACACCAGUGAUGAUGGAGGAAAAGAACCUUCCGAUAUAAAAAACCAAACAGCCAAUGAGAGUACAUGUGAAGGUCAGGGAGAGUUAUGUAGGCUCUUGGAGUUAAUGUCAGAGAAAGAAGUAUUGCCCACUGGCAGAAAUAACACUAUAAUUAAUGAGAGUGAAAGCCCUGAAGGAAAUCAAAAUGACACUAAUGGUUUAAAUCCCUUUCCUGCAGAUUCUCUUACGGGCAAUGUUGAAAAACUGUUGGAAACUCAAGAGCUUGAAACUGAAUCAAGACUUUCUCACCUAGAGAAGGUGACAGCUCCUGAAACUGAAAGUGCAUUGAAUUCUUGCACAGUCAUCGAAGGGCUUCUAUUUCCAGUUGAAUACUAUGUCAGGACAACUCGCCGUAUGUCUAAUUGCCAGAGGAAGGUGGACCUAGAUGCAGUAAUUCUCAGCCAGCUGGGUAGGAGCAAGAAAAGUCUGCGAAAUAAGUGCAAGAAGAAAGAUGCAAAUUCAGAUCAGCCCUCCCAAGAAACAGUUGAAAACGAGGAGGAGUCAGGGGUCGGACCAUUCCCUUUUCUUGGUGCAGAAAACGAUCCGGUGAAUUCAAGUAGUCCUCAACAAUCCCUUCCUCCAUCUAACAGUAGCAGCACUUCACUUGGAUCCAUCUCUCAGAACAGUAUUGCCAGCACAAAGCGCGAUCAGAGACAAUCACGGAGGAAGCGAAAGGGAAGAAGAAAGUCUACGUGCAAACCCACUGUGAAUCAAGCAUCACAGGAACUUCUCCUGAGUUUGGAUCUCGUAACACCAAGGGAAAGCAGUAAUCUCUUAUCAAAUGACUGUCAGAGCAGAAAGGAGAACUCCCAGGGUAAUCUUGAAAAAUCACCUUUAGAUGAGGUAGGAUUGUCUGGUGCUGCAGCUCUUGGGUCUGGAGAGACAAAAGCACCUGGCGCUAUACAGCCAACAAGUGCUGAUCUUCCUCCUGUUAGAAGUCAAGUACUUGGGAAAUGCCAUAAGACUCUGUUAGAACAGGUUCAAAAUCCAUCUCAGAAGAGUGAUUCUUUGAACCCAGGGAAUGAAACUUUUGCCAGGCGCAUAGGAGAUCUGGAUGCCAACUUAAGUGUGUGUCAAUCUGAUAAACGUCCAGUGGAACAUGUGAAGAAUCAGCAUGCGCGAGGAGCCUGUGGGGCUGAGCAGCUCUUAGUGAUUAAUGAAUGUCUCUCUCCACACCGUCCCUUACGUUUCUCUCUGAGACGGAGAGCCGGUCGAGUCUCAAAAGGUGAGAGCAAAAGGGGACAUAGCCAUCAAAUGGAUUCAGAGGAUCCAGCUUCUCUUGGUCUCCCUGCUAUGGACCCUAAUACGGCAGAGUCUCUCUUUAGCUUCCGCAGUCUCCAGUGGCUGCCCUCCAGACUGGGUAUCAAAGACUUUCACUUACCUGAUGAGGAAUUUGGGCUACUAAAACUUGAGAAAUUUAAAUCUUCCCCAGUGAAUGACUUGGAGGAGUUUGUUCCUAAUACAUCUGGAGAUGGUGUGGCUUCAGAGGACAUCCAAGAUCCGCAAAUAAAUGUAGAAAAGAAGAGGCAUGAGAGCAAUUUGAUUUCACCUUUCAAAAAUGUGCUGUCCGAGUUACCUCAUUUAGAAAGCCCGGCUUCCAAGAAGGGACUUUGCACAAGUGAAUUGCUUUUUACUCCCAUGGAAACUGUCUUUGCUGCUGCUCCCAGUCAGCCUGAGUCUCAGAUUUCCUCAUCUCUUUUCCCUGUGUUGGGUGCAACCCCAGCUGUCUUGCCAUCAGGACACAGCAAGGCCUUUCCUCCCACACCUUCUGUGCUUCCCUUGCAAGUGAGCAUUCAUUCCUCCAAAGGAGCAUCUGGCCAGGUUGUGGAUUGUAGGGAAUGCAGAGACUUUGCCAUUCCGCUGGACUCAGACAGCUGUGGUACAGAAUCUGCUAGAAAAGAGGAGGGACAGUGCGCAAUGUUUCAUUUAGAAGCUGAAAGAGACCCUAAUCAUAGAUCUGAUGAGGUGAUGGCCUUAAAGAAGCAUCAGCAAUCAGAGAGCAAACAGCAGGGAUCUUACAGAGCACCUGCUGAACAGGAAAAAACUGUAGAAGAACCGUUGGCUGUGGUCCUGCUUGAUGGCCUGAGAGAAGAGAGCUUGCAGCUUGUAUCAAAGUUAAAGGAUUCUUCACGUUCUUGUGCUGUGGAUGUGAGUACCAUGUGGUGGGAAGCAGCUGGCUGCAGAGAGCUAUGUGUUGUGACAGCUUCUGAGAGCUCUGUUUCCCUGUGGAAACUUCUGGCACCUGGCCACUGGGGAAAGGUCUAUACUUGGCAACCUGGAGAGAUUCCAGUAAUACAGAUUGUUUCUCUGCCGGACACCUGUAACCUCGUGUGUAUAGCAUUGGGAGAUUUGGAGAUUGGAGAAAUAAGGCUCUUGCUUUAUUCUUCUGAGAGUGACUCAUUCAAGCAAUCACUAGUAAAAGCUGGAAAUAUAAAAGCUGUCCUUGGGCUAAAGGAUAGGAGGCUGGUCAGCAGCAGCAGAACCAUGCAAGAGCAGCAAGUGGAGAUAAUAUCAUUUUCAGAGACAGGACGGAGCAAGGAGGGACAGACUUUGAUGCCCCCUGAAGAAACUGUUCUAGCUUUUGCUGAAGUAGAAGGAAUGAGAGACGCUUUGGUUGGCACCACUGCAGUGAACAGCGUUGUUGUUUGGAAUUUGAAAACGGGCCAGCUCCUGAGAAAGAUGCACGUUGGUUAUUUCUACCCAGCUUCAAUCUGCCAUCGAGCAUAUUCUGACUCUGGCCUUCUGUUUGUUGUUUUAAGUCAUCCACAUGCCAAAGAGAGCGAGCUCUGUGGAAACCCUGCAUUCCGCGUGAUAGCGUUCAAUCCCAAAACAGCCAGAAGUACUGGAGUGGUUUUCUCCUCCCUCCCACCUGGACAUGCUGGAAGGUACCUGGAAGGUGAAGUGAAGGACGCUUCUGCUGCGGCUGUGCUAACGUCAGGAACCAUUGCGGUGUGGGACCUGCUUCUAGGGCAGUGCACAGCUGUACUCCCGCCAAAUUCGAAUGGGAGCUGGUCGCUGGUCCGGUGGUCUGUUACAAGUGCCUGUCUGCUGGCUGGACAGAAAGACGGAAGCGUUUACCUGUAUCAUUAUUCACAGCCUAAAGCAGAAAAAACUUGAAAGGGGGAUUGGAGAGGUGCCGAGAGAAGAGUUUGCACUGACAAUUCAUAAAACCAGAGCAGGGCAGAAUUUCUGGCUGAUGGGAGCCACUGGUUCCCUUCUCCCAGGUUAGACAGGGUAGUUUCACUGCGACCACGCGGGAGCCACGGAGCCGGCCCCACGCGCCUUUGGCUUUGCGCCGCAGCUGCGGACGUGUUGGCUCUGUGCCGCCGGCGGUGCCAGAGACUGGCGCGACCUGUGCCUUUUGUAUGUGGGGUCCCUGCUGCUGGGGGCCGCCGCAGCGGGCC